Frankliniella occidentalis (western flower thrips) is the source of this 7680-nucleotide messenger RNA. RefSeq lists its product as uncharacterized. The transcript is spliced from 29 exons. The record is from RefSeq and is a predicted model, not a curated record. Lineage: Eukaryota; Metazoa; Arthropoda; Insecta; Thysanoptera; Thripidae. Gene Ontology annotation, molecular function: glutamate synthase (NADH) activity; flavin adenine dinucleotide binding; FMN binding. Bases 31 to 6243 code for a protein of 2070 amino acids.
UUUGUCUACUGUUUCCGGUCGCAGGUCCUGAUGUCCAACGAGCCUUGGUCGCUGCCGCCCGCAGAUGGCCUGUACAACCCCGAGAAUGAAAGAGAAGCCUGCGGCGUCGGCUUCAUCGUCUCCAUCGAUGGCGAUCGCUCUCACAAGAUUCUCCGCGAUGCGGAGAAGUUGUCGAUGCGUAUGACCCACCGUGGCGCGUGCUCAUGCGACAAUGACACCGGCGAUGGCGCGGGCGUGCUCACGGCCAUCCCGCACGAGCUGUACGCGGCGGAGCUCAGGGCGACGCAGAAGGUGGAGCUGCCGCCCCUCGGCCGCUACGCCACGGGAAUAUGCUUCGCGGACGCGACGAGCCGCGCGCAGUGCGAGGAGCACUUCGCCAAGCUGGCCCAGGAGCAGGGCCUUGCCAUCCUGUGCUGGCGCGACGUGCCCGUCGACUCCAGCAAGAUCGGCCUGAUGGCGCGCAAGAGCGAGCCCCUCAUGCGCCAAGUGUUCCUGACCGCGACCGCCGGACAGACCUUCGAUGAUGACGCCCUCCAGCGAAAGGUUUUUAUUUUGAAGAAAGUAGCUACGCACAAUGUUCCUGGAGCUGGACGACGAUUUUACAUCUGCUCUUUAUCAACCUCUACAGUUGUGUACAAAGGACAAUUCACAGCUGAUCAACUAUGGGCGUAUUAUCGUGACCUUUCUAAUGCAGCCUUUGAUACGUACCUAGCUCUUGUGCAUACUCGCUUCUCGACAAACACGUUUCCCAGCUGGGAAAGAGCUCAUCCUCUGAGAUAUCUUGCUCACAAUGGAGAAAUUAACACUUUACGUGGAAAUGUGAAUUUUAUGAAAGCUCGAGAAGGUGUGAUGUCAAAUAAGGAAUUUGGAGACCUGAAGAAACUCUAUCCUGUUGUAGAACCAAACCUUUCUGACUCUGGUGCCGUAGAUUGUGUGCUUGAGUUCAUAACAAUGGCAGGAAACCGAUCUCUUCCUGAGGCUGUCAUGACCAUGGUACCUGAAGCUUGGCAAAAUGAUAAGACCAUGCCAGAAGAGAAGAAGGAUUUCUACCAUUGGUCUGCUUGUGUAAUGGAACCUUGGGAUGGCCCUGCACUGCUGACAUUCACAGAUGGACGAUACAUUGGUGCCAUUCUUGACCGGAAUGGUUUGCGCCCAUCGAGGUUCUACGUUCUGAAGGACAAUAUAAUGGUCAUGGCUUCAGAGGUUGGAGUGUAUGAUACUGAUCCAAGUAAUGUGUUACUUAAGAGCCGAUUAAAACCAGGAAGAAUGUUACUUGUGGAUACAAAGCAGAAGACCAUAAUCCAGGAUGUUGAAUUAAAGCGUCAAAUUGCUCUUUCACGACCUCAUUCAUCUUGGCUGAAGGAGGAGAUUUUAAUGGCUGAUCUCUAUAAAGCCCACAAACCUACUUCCGAGGAUGCAGCUUUGUGCAAACCAAUUAUUGACAAGACUGCCACAGCUCCUAUUCAUACUGAAGAAGAGAGGCUUGUAGCUGUUGGACAAAUGUAUGGAGGUGAUAAACGACUUGCAUUGUUUGGCUAUACUGUUGAGACAAUUACAAUGCUACUCAUGCCAAUGAUCAACACAAAAAAGGAAGCUUUAGGCUCCAUGGGAAAUGAUGCUCCUUUAGCUUGCUUGUCUCAGUUUCAACCCCUGUUGUAUGAAUAUUUCAAGCAGCUGUUUGCUCAGGUCACCAACCCUCCUAUUGAUCCAUUCCGGGAGAAAAUUGUGAUGUCUUUGAUGUGUCCCAUUGGCCCAGAAUCAAAUUUGCUCGAACCCUCUGCAAAGCAAUGCCACCGCCUCUUUUUGCCUCAUCCAAUUUUGUCAUUGAAAGAUCUUCUUGUCAUCAAAAACACAUCUCAUCGUGGAUGGAAGAGCAAAGUGAUUGAUACAACCUUUGCCAAAGAAGAUGGUGCUGUUGGUCUAAAGAAAGCUUUAGAUCGUAUUAGUGAUGAAGCAUGCCAAGCAGCAAGAGCUGGAUAUCAGCUACUAAUUCUUUCAGAUCGUCUGGCUGGAGAAAAAAGGCUACCUGUGAGUGCUCUAAUGGUAUUGGGCUCAACGCACCAUCAACUCAUUGAAGAGAGACAACGGAAGAAAGUUGGACUUAUUGUGGACACUGCUGAGGCCAGAGAAGUUCAUCACAUGUGUGUUCUUUUGGGCUACGGUGCUGAUGCCAUCUGUCCCUACUUGGUGUUUGAACUUGCUGCCACUCUCCGCUCUGAGGGAGUAAUUGAUGCUGCAUUAACUGAUGAUAUUCUUUUUGAAAACUAUGUGGAAGCAAUGGAACGUGGAAUAUCAAAAGUCAUGGCAAAAAUGGGAAUUUCCACCUUGCAAUCCUACAAGGGAGCACAGAUCUUUGAAGCGGUAGGGCUAUCUGACGAAGUUGUGGAAAGGUGCUUCAAGGGAACUCAGUCACGUGUGGGUGGAGUCACUUUUGAGGUGCUUGCAAAUGAAGCCUUUGAUCGUCACAGUUUAACAUAUGAUGAGACAGCUGCUGACAUGUUAGUACUCCGAAAUCCGGGAAUAUUCCACUGGCGUUCUGGAGGAGAAAAGCACAUAAAUGAACCAAGCAGUAUUGCUAGCCUUCAGGAAGCUGCUUCUAGCAAAAGCACUAGUGCUUAUGAGAAAUUCUGUCAAUCUACUAUGGAAAGUGUUCGAGCCUGCACUCUCCGUGGGCAACUUGAUGUGGUACCUAAUCCUAAAAUCCCUCCAGUGGAUAUUUCAGAAGUGGAACCAGCUUCCUCGAUUGUAAAACGUUUUGCUACAGGAGCUAUGAGCUUUGGUAGUAUUUCAUUGGAAGCCCAUCAAACUCUUGCUGUAGCAAUGAACCGCAUUGGAGGAAAAUCUAACACAGGAGAAGGAGGUGAAAACGCUGACCGUUACUUGAAUCAAGACACAGAAAAUAAUAAACGCUCUGCCAUCAAGCAAGUUGCUUCUGGUCGUUUUGGAGUGACAAGUUCAUACCUUGCUCAUGCUGAUGACCUCCAAAUCAAAAUGGCCCAAGGAGCAAAGCCAGGUGAAGGAGGUGAGCUGCCUGGAUACAAAGUAACUGCUGACAUUGCUGCAACUCGUCAUUCAGUACCUGGGGUGGGUCUUAUCUCGCCACCCCCUCACCAUGACAUCUACUCAAUUGAAGAUUUGGCUGAGUUGAUUUAUGAUUUGAAGUGUGCUAAUCCCAAUGCCAGGAUAUCUGUCAAACUGGUGUCUGAGGUUGGAGUUGGUGUUGUUGCAUCAGGGGUGGCAAAGGGUAAAGCUGAGCAUAUAGUUAUUUCUGGUCAUGAUGGUGGUACUGGUGCUAGCUCAUGGACCGGAAUUAAGAGUGCUGGCCUUCCUUGGGAACUUGGUAUUGCAGAAACACAUCAGGUGUUGACAUUAAAUGACCUUCGAUCGAGAGUGAUUGUGCAAGCUGAUGGUCAGAUUCGCACUGGUUUUGAUGUAAUUGUGGCUGCUCUGCUGGGAGCUGAUGAAUUUGGUUUUAGUACUGCUCCUCUGAUUGUCAUGGGAUGUACAAUGAUGCGCAAGUGUCAUCUUAACACAUGUCCUGUGGGCAUUGCCACUCAAGACCCAGAGCUACGUAAGAAAUUUGCUGGAAAACCUGAACAUGUUAUCAAUUAUGUGUUCAUGCUUGCAGAAGAGGUCCGAGGUAUCAUGGCAAAGCUUGGUGUCCGUAAAUUCCAGGAUUUAGUUGGACGCACUGAAUUCUUGAAGAUGGCAAAUCCUGCUAAUGGAAAGGCUCAAAUGCUGAAUUUUGAUGCGAUUUUACGUAAUGCUCUCGAUAUGCGUCCGGGCGUGAAUAUUAUUGGUGGUUCUGAGAAGCAAGAUUUUCAGCUUGAGAAUAGAUUGGACAAUGAACUAAUCAAAGCAGCUAAACCAGUAAUUGAUGGCGCUCUUAAGUCAGUCAAACUCGAUUUGACCAUCAACAAUGAAUGCCGAGCUUUUGCUAGCACUUUGAGUUAUCAUAUUUCCAUUAAAUAUGGGGAUGCUGGUCUGCCAGAUGGAAGUAGCAUUCAUAUCAAUAUGAAGGGAUCUGCAGGUCAGAGCUUCUGUGCGUUCAUGUCCAGAGGAGUUUUUGUAACAUUGGAAGGUGAUGCCAAUGAUUAUGUUGGAAAGGGACUGUCUGGAGGAGAAAUUGUAAUUUACCCAGCAAAGAACACCAUUGUUGAUGAACAAUCUGAGAAGAAUGUUAUUGUGGGAAAUGUUUGUUUGUAUGGAGCUACCACAGGCCGUGCCUACUUCCGCGGUAUUGCGGCAGAAAGGUUCUGUGUGCGCAACUCUGGUGUUGUUGCAGUUGUGGAGGGUGUGGGAGAUCAUGGCUGCGAAUACAUGACUGGUGGAUGUGUUGUCAUUCUUGGAUUGACUGGUCGUAACUUCGCUGCUGGUAUGUCGGGAGGAAUAGCUUAUGUACUUGAUGUUGAUGGUUCAUUCAGAGGAAAGUGCAACAUGGAAAUGGUUGAGCUGUUACCCCUUGAAAAGAAGGAGGACUUGGAUGAUGUUGCACAGCUGCUUAAAGAAUUUGUUCAGAAGACGGGCUCUAAAAUCGCACAAGACCUGUUGGCACAGUGGCCAAAACCAGCCUCACAGUUCAUUAAGGUGUUCCCUUAUGAGUAUCAGGCUGCAUUAGCUGCUGGGAAGGAAAAGUCUACUGUGGAGACUGUUGUACCGCAGAAGACUGAGCCAAGUGUGAAAGAUAUUGAGGAGGCUGUUAACGAUGAGGAUAUGGAAAAGAAGAAGCUGGAUAAAAUUCUGGACAAGACAAGAGGAUUUGUAAAGUACAAGAGAGAGACAGCUCCAUAUCGUAAUGUUGAAAGUCGAAUGAAUGAUUGGGACGAAAUUUAUGACUUCCCGCGAGUGCGGAAGGGCUUGCGGAUGCAAGCAGCACGUUGUAUGGAAUGUGGUGUUCCCUUUUGCCAGUCAUCUCAUGGAUGCCCUCUCGGAAAUAUUAUCCCAAAAUGGAAUGAUCUCGUCUUUCAGCAAAAUUGGAAAGAAGCAUUAAACCAGCUUCUUCAAACCAACAAUUUCCCGGAGUUCACUGGACGAGUCUGUCCUGCGCCAUGUGAGGGAGCAUGUGUCCUUGGCAUUAAUGAGCCUGCUGUCACCAUAAAGAACAUUGAGUGUGCCAUCAUCGACCAUGCAUUUGAGAAUGGAUGGAUCAAACCUUGUCCACCUCUUACCCGUACGGGGAAGACUGUUGCUGUAAUUGGGUCUGGACCAUCAGGUCUGGCUUGUGCUCAUCAACUGAACAAGGCAGGACACACUGUGACUGUCUUUGAGCGCAAUGAUCGUGUGGGAGGUCUGCUGCAGUAUGGAAUCCCAACAAUGAAACUAUCCAAGGUUGUGGUACAGCGUCGAGUUAAAUUGCUUGAGGAUGAAGGCAUCCUGUUCAAAACAAAAUCCAAUAUAGGAAAGGAUAUCAAAGCAAAGGAGCUCUAUGACAACUUUGAUGCCACUGUGUUGUGUACUGGGGCCACAUGGCCUCGUGACCUUCCAAUUCCUGGUCGCAAUCUGGAAGGCAUUCAUUUUGCUAUGGCUUUCUUGGAGAACUGGCAAAAGGUGCAAAUGGGCAAUGACAUUCAUGUCCCAAAACUUCUUGCAAAAGAUAAGGAUGUUAUUGUGAUUGGUGGUGGUGACACAGGAUGUGAUUGCAUUGCCACAUCUCUUCGUCAGGGUGCCAAGUCGAUUACAACAUUUGAAAUCCUGCCUGAGCCUCCAGUGCGGCGUGCAGCUGAUAACCCAUGGCCUCAAUUUCCCAGAGUUUUCAAGGUGGACUAUGGACAUGAUGAAGUAAAGUUGAAGUUUGGCCAAGAUCCUCGUCAAUUCAGCACAACGAGCAAGGAGUUCCUCGAUGAUGGCAAUGGCAAUGUGAAAGGAAUAAAAACUGUGAAGGUUGAAUGGACCAAGGAUGAUCAGGGCAGGUGGAAGAUGGAAGAGGUCCCCAAUUCUGAAAAGGUCUACAAGUGUGAUCUUGUGCUGUUGGCUAUGGGAUUCCUGGGCCCAGAAAAGUACAUUGCAGAAGAGCUGCAACUCAAAUUAGACCCUCGAAGCAACUAUGAAACACCUAAUGGGCAGUAUUCGACCUCUAUUCCCAAAGUGUUUGCAGCUGGUGAUUGUCGUCGAGGACAGUCACUUGUCGUUUGGGCCAUUUCUGAGGGAAGACAAGCAGCAAGGGAAGUGGAUCAAUAUCUAACUGGUGAAAGCAGUCUCCCUGGGCCUGGGGGUGUUAUCAUCCCUCAUGCUCGUCGUGGUUAAGUUUAUCUUAGAAAAAAAUAAUUCUAAAGCAAGGGCUUCCAUGUGGAUAGCAUUAUUCCUUUUGCCUCUCCUCCUUCAGUUACUGUGUAUUCCUUAGCUUUGGUUGAUAAAGAAAACAGUUACCCUAUUGAUAAAAUGAAAUAUUUUUUUGAAGUAUUUGUUUCCUAUUUACCAGUUAUUACUGAAGACAAGUAUAAUGUUAAUAAUUUGUUUGACCUAAAGGCUGGGCUCUCUAAAAAAUGUGAUGGUGGUUUCAUUAUCACUUAGGUCAUUAUCAGUAUUAGGAUGAAAUCGAGCAUUUUGUGUGAUUGGUAAGGGGAGAUAAUAUUUACUUUUGGUAGAGUUUGUUAAAUUGGAGUUAUGUAUUUCUUAUACUUGCAAGUUUGAUUUUGUGCCCUAUUUUUGUUACUGUGACGUUUUUAAAGUUUAUAGUAGAGGUCUUUACAUUUUGAUGUUCCUUGAAAUUCACCUGAAAAGCAGCUCACAUCCUUAUUCUGCUCAAAAACUGAGCAUUUUGUGAUCUGUUCACCAGGCUGUCUUGCUUGUCAUUAAAAUGUGUAAAACGGUUCAACAAAUAGGCUUCUUUUAAUUUCUUAAAUUAGUCUUAAGUUUAUAAAAACAAAUAUUUUGUUAUUUUAAAUAUUUUUGUUUAUUUUUCAUGAAAAUUACUUGGGAAUUGAAUCCUGUAUAAAGCUGUAUGUGUGAUUUACACACGGUGUGCAUUACCUGAAUUUUUGUUGUUCCAUCCAGGUAUGCGUGAUUUUUGUAGCGUAUAUGUGUUUCUGUGAAGGCUGGAAUAGUGAAAUGUUUGAGGUUCUAUGGUGGAAUUUCUACCUCAAAGUUAAAAGGCUAGUGCUGUUGUAGUUACUGCUAGAUCACAUAAUACUGUAAUUGUUACGUGGACAUUUAUUUAAUACAUAUGUUGUAGAGUGGCGAUAAAUGAUUGUUUUUUUUUGAACAAUUUCAAAGAAAACAAGUACGUCAAAGUUUUUUCAAACCAUAAAUGAGGGGGAGAAAAUGCUAAAAUGCAGAAUGUACUUAAGGUGUCAUAUUUUAUUGAACUGUACUUUGAACUUUGAGGCAACCUACUGCACAAGUAAACUGCAAUUUCUGGACAUAGGGGGGGUUAUUUAUUCCUUAUAUGUUUGUCAACCUUAAACACCUUAAAAGAGCUUUGAUUUGUUUAGUAGUUACACAACUUACGUAUUUUCUUGCUGCCAUAUUUGUGUUUUUAUUUUGCUAUCUAUUUUACUUACUUAAGAGUAUGAAUUUUGCAAUAAUCACUGAAUCACUGAGUGACUAUUGGCCUCUGAUGAUUUUACUCUCAAUAAACUUAUUUCCUGUACUGUACUCAGAUUGCAUUCUUUUUAAAAAAUUGUUUUGAAAAUGAUCACCUUGUCUUUCUGUUGCAAAAUAUAUUGUGGUUUCCUAAAUGUA